AUGACCGUCGCGUACGGUGCACGUAGCACUGCCAAAGCCGCAAGCGCAGCGGCAAAGGACGAGCAGAGCGGGCUCACGGCCGAGCAAACGCAGUACGUGCGCGAGGCGUUCGACCUCUUUGACACGACGGGCAGCGGCAGGAUCAAGCGCAGCGAACUCAAAGUGGCUAUGCGUGCGCUGGGCCUCGAGCCUACAGCGGAGGAGAUCCAGGCGCUGGUUCCGCGCACUUUGAAGCAAGACGACAGCAGUGGCACUAUGGGCUACACGGACUUCCUCGCGAUGAUGACGUCCAAGCUGGCCCACCAGGACCCGCGCGAGGAGCUGCGGAAGGCGUUCCGCCUCUUUGACAGCGACCAGACGGGCACGAUCUCGUUCGCCGACUUGAAACGCGUGGCCACGGAGCUCGGGGAGGCCAUGACGGACGAGGAGCUGCAAGAGAUGAUCGACGAAGCCGACUGCGACGGCGAUGGCGAGAUCAACGAGGACGAGUUUGUUCGCAUUAUGAGCAAAACCAGUUGCUAUUGA
Molecule: messenger RNA, 525 nt
Organism: Hyaloperonospora brassicae
Lineage: Eukaryota; Oomycota; Peronosporomycetes; Peronosporales; Peronosporaceae
Source: the annotation of a GenBank genome assembly